Messenger RNA from Fusarium musae, 1611 nucleotides. RefSeq lists its product as uncharacterized. The record is from RefSeq and is a predicted model, not a curated record. The transcript has a single exon. The coding region runs from base 1 to 1611 and encodes 536 amino acids. NCBI's taxonomy places the organism in Eukaryota, Fungi, Ascomycota, Sordariomycetes, Hypocreales, Nectriaceae. Gene Ontology annotation, molecular function: aminopeptidase activity.
AUGCCCGUGUCAAAGGAAGUAGUCCAGGAUAUCCUCAAGGCGAUCCCAGCCCGCAUCCGCGGUCCAGGCGGUGCUGUCGCCGUCCUCUCAGAUGGAGCCCUCGUUGACCAGCGCGUCUGGGGUUACGCCGACUUCAACCGCAGAAUCCCCAUGACGGAUGAUACGCUAAUUCCCAUAUGCUCGAUCUCAAAACAGAUGCUCUGUGGAUUGGUUGCAGACCUAGAAAAGAACCCCACGCCGAAAUUGGCGGAGAAGGGAGACGUGAAGACGCAGUUUGAGGAGAAGUUGAAAGAGGUUCUUCCGGAGCUUGCCAAGACUGGAGAGUUGAAGAUUGACCAUUUGUGUAACAAUCGAUCUGGCAUUCGCGACUACUGGGCUAUCACGCUACUAUGGGGUGCGAAGCCUGAGGAUCCUUACUCUAUUGCUGAGCACAAUGAGAAGGUGUUGAAGACGAUCAAGUCGACCCAUUUCACACCCGGAACGGAGUACUCUUACUGCAACACCAACUUCAACAUUGUAGCACGUGUCGUCGAAGCUACUACCGGGGAGUCGCUCUCAGAUCUCCUUAAUGCACGAAUCUUUGGACCGGCUGGUAUGGAGACUGCUCGGCUUGGUGCAGACACGGCGAAACUCCCACCGCCUUGCGUUGGAUAUGAGGGCGAUGAGGACAGAGGUUAUAUUCCUGCCGAGAACCGCAUCGAGUGGGCUGGCGACGCAGGUAUCAUCGCUUCACUCGGCGACAUGAUCGCUUACGAGUCGUUCCUCGAUCGUAGCCUGUUCGAUCCUACCAGCUGGUACCGCGCAAUCUUCAAGCCUACAUCUUUCACAGACGGUGUUCCUUCGAUAUACUCCCAGGGUCUUGGUCACAGUCAAUACGGCAGUGUAGCUGGAAUCGGCCACGGCGGCGCUCUUCGUGGUUUCAGACUUUAUCGAGCUCAUGUCCCAGAAGAGCGUCUUUCAGUUGUGGCCAUGUUCAACCAUGAAGCUGAUGCUGCAACACUCGUCGAACAUAUCAUCCAGACUACUCUGGCUCUUCAGAAGCCUCCACCACCUACACUUGUUGAUGCAUCACCUGCCUGGCCGGGUAUCUAUCUUGACGAUGGAACUCAACUGGCUGUCACGAUCAAGAAUGGUAAAAAGGGACAGAUCGUGGUGAACUACGCCAACUAUGCUGAGCCCGUCAAUCUGACGGACCCUGAACGUGGAGAAUCUCGUGCGAUGGUAGCUGUGGUCGAUGGGGACAAUCUUCGCAUUCACCGCCUGAAGGAGAACAGAACCCUAAACGCAAAGCGCCUCAAGAUUGGCGACACACCCGUUGACAACUCAGUUUUCACGGGAGACUUUUACUCCGAAGAGAUUGGCUCAACAUUCCACUGCGUGGACCAAGGUGGGCUCAUGUUUGGUACGUUUGAGGGGUUCUUGGGUCAUAGCCCGGCUCAGUUCAUGAGAUAUCUUGGAGGGGACGUCUGGGCCCUUGCGAACCCGAGAGGUAUGGAUGCGAAGCCUCCUGGGGACUGGACGCUCGUAUUCCAUCGAGACGAGACGGGUGGUGUUACUGGAGUGACGAUUGGAUGUUGGUUGGCGAGGAAGAUUGAGUUUGUGAAGAGGUGA